CUGCCGCCGCGGCGGACAACCAGGCCGGAGGGGGCUGCGCAGCCCGCUCCCCUCCCCGCCGCGCCUCUCCUCCGGGGACUCACCUCCUCGAUGGCCGCCACCGUGUUCCUGCACUGGGCCAUCCGGGUGGUGAAGUUGGAGGCAAAUAUAUUAAGUAAUUGAUGCAACUGAACAUAAUCAGCAGGCAAGACUGAGAACAGCCCCCCUGUAACACAGAGCAUGGUGCAUCUCCUUUGAGAGGGACACCUUUUCACAUCUGUACUGGUCAACUUUGUAGUGUGCCAACUGUUUGCCUUGCUUGCGGCUGUUUGGUUUCGAACAUACCUUCAUUCAAGCAAAACUAGCCCAUUUAUAAGACAUGUUGUUGCAACCCUCUUGGGCCUUUAUCUUGCACUUUUUUGUUUUGGAUGGUAUGCCUUACAUUUUGUUAUACAAAGUGGCAUUUCCUACUAUAUCAUGAUCAUAAUAGGAGUGGAGAAUAUGCACAAGUAUUGCUUUGUUUUUGCUUUGGGAUACCUCACUGUGUGCCAAAUUACUAGAGUCUAUAUCUUUGAUUACGGACAGUACUCCGCUGAUUUUUCUGGUCCAAUGAUGAUAAUUACACAGAAGAUCACUAGUUUGGCAUUUGAGAUUCAUGAUGGAAUGUUUCGGAAAAAUGAAGAUUUGACUCCAUCUCAGAGGUGCUUGGCUGUAAGACGCAUGCCAAGUCUACUGGAGUAUUUAAGUUACAACUGUAAUUUCAUGGGUAUCCUGGCAGGCCCGUUAUGCUCUUACAAAGACUAUAUUACUUUCAUUGAAGGCAGAUCAUACCAACUGCAACAGUCUGAAGCAAAUGGGAAGGAAGAUACCAAAUAUGAACAAACGGAUCCUUCCCCAAAUAUAGCUGUGGCACAGAAGCUCUUAAUCUGUGGACUGUCCUUACUCUUCCACAUGACAAUUACAGAAACUUUGCCUGUGGAAUACAACAUUGAUGACAACUUCAGAGCUACAGCUUCAUGGCCUGUAAGGUUUUUCUACCUGUACGUGUCUCUUAUGGCUGCCAGACCCAAGUAUUAUUUUGCAUGGACUUUAGCAGAUGCAAUUAAUAAUGCAGCAGGGUUUGGUUUUAGAGGCUAUGAUAAAAAUGGAGUGACACGCUGGGAUCUAAUAUCAAAUCUGAGAAUCCAGCAAAUAGAGUUUUCCACAAGUUUCAAGAUGUUUCUUGAUAACUGGAAUAUCCAAACAGCUCUUUGGCUUAAAAGAGUGUGCUACGAGCGCGCUGCCUUCAGCCCAACGAUCCAGACCUUCAUCCUUUCUGCCAUUUGGCAUGGGGUUUACCCAGGAUAUUACUUAACAUUCUUAACAGGAGUACUAAUGACGCUAGCAGCACGAGCUAUAAGAAACAAUAUCAGACAUUAUUUUGUUGACUCUCCUGCUGUUAAACUAUGUUAUGAUAUUGUAACGUGGAUGGCAACUCAAGUAGCAAUAAGUUACACAGUUGUGCCGUUUGUACUGCUCUCUGUAAAACCUUCUAUCACCUUUUACAGCUCCUGCUAUUUCUGUCUUCAUAUUGCCAGCAUCCUGGUGUUGUUGGUAUUUCCACUGAAAAGAACUCAAAAAGGAAGUAAAAGGCAUGAAAGCGUCCAGCCCAUAUGGUCCAAAAAACUAGAAGAAGAAAAUCUUUUGCAAAAGAACAGUUAUUCCACAACAAAUAAUAGUUUCAGUCAAAAGCAAGAAAUAACCUGCAGAUAUCAAGCAUUGAAACAGUGAUUGAGGAAAUACUAUGAUGAAUAUAUUUUAUAUGUUUUCAGAAACCCAUUUUUAGCACCUUUUAAAGGGGUUUGUAUUUGUUUGCAAAGAUGUUUAGUAAGAAAAGAAUGCAUUACCUACCUAGGAAAAUCACAUACAAUAGCAAGACUGGAAACAAAACAAAUUAACCCCUCCCAUGCCAUGUCCCUGUGGGUCACGCCUUAUAUGAAGAUAUUACCAUUAUUUCAAUGGGCACUCAGGACUUGCAACGUAUGUCCAUAGGGUCAUAUGUGUGCCCUUUGCUGAAUGUACGUUGUAUCCCAAGGCACUGAUGGGGUGGAAUAAAAUUGUGUCAAUCUAGGAUUAACAAAUGGAAAUGGAUUUUUUCCAAAUGAAUGACUUGCCUUAAACCCUCUAUUUACUGAAAUAUUGUUUCUAAGUGGGUAUUUUCAAGUUUGGUUUUAUGUAAAAAGCAUAUUUCAAAUAUAUAAUACUAUAUGCUAUAAAGAAGAUAAAAAUAGGAAAUGCAAAGUCAUUAGAAGGCUUUUGAUCUUCAAAAGGGAAUUGCAAUAAGCAUCUCAGUAUUUGGAGGGUUUUCUUAAAGUAUCUCAAACUAUUACAGUACAUUACAGAACUGUAAACUUUACUGAUGCCAAAUUAUAGUUAGGUUUCUUUGAUAAAGAGUAUAAUUACACAUAGCCCUUCUGAAUCGAUUAACGAAA
Messenger RNA from Pezoporus flaviventris, 2450 nucleotides. It is a transcript of the gene MBOAT2, whose product is annotated as membrane bound O-acyltransferase domain containing 2. Gene Ontology annotation, biological process: lipid modification. The record is from RefSeq and is a predicted model, not a curated record. The transcript is spliced from 14 exons. The coding region runs from base 457 to 1749 and encodes 430 amino acids. Gene Ontology annotation, cellular component: membrane. Gene Ontology annotation, molecular function: acyltransferase activity. NCBI's taxonomy places the organism in Eukaryota, Metazoa, Chordata, Aves, Psittaciformes, Psittacidae.